GGGAGCUGCACAGGCUGAGCAGAGAGGUGCUUGGUGGUUGUGGGAGUGCUGCAGGGCAAGCAUCUCCAGUGCUGGCUGACUGAAGCUUUAAUUACUGCCUUCUAAGAUGCUUACUUCAGUUAGCGUGGUCUGACAUGCUGUGUAAUGUGUUAACCACUUUAGUCAUCUAAAAAGCAAACAAGAACAGCUACAUGGGACAUGGUACAUGAUUGUGUUGUGUGUGGGGUGUUAAUGUGAUUCCAUUACAUCCUUUUUUUUUUUUUCCAUAUUCUUUGACCAUUUCCUACGUGGAUGCAUCCUGCUCUUGAGUAGUCCUGCAUUAAACUCUUAAACUGCCCUCAGUAAGAGUCCUAAUUAGGGCCUGGCUCAUCACAGUCCUGGGCACCAGCACUGCGGCCACCUUUGAAGUAGCCCAGCCAGAAGGAUCAAAAGCUUUGUUACAGGGAUAGCAGCUGCUGGAGAAGCAGUAGUAGUGCAGGGCGCCCAGCUCAGCCUGCAGAGAUCUUUGGUUUGGGGUUUGCAUCACCCAAUGUUCACCUGAGAAGCUUUGGAAAAACUGGAAAGCGCUAGAUUAGACAAUGCUACUGUGCAAAUGGCAGGUUAUGCAAACCCUAGUGGGGAUGAUUAUAAGUUUUCUAUUUUUGAGUCUUCCAUUGAAUGACUCACUUUAUUAGAUGUGUUCAUUUAAAAUGGAAUGUGAAGCACCCAGAUUCCAUGGUAAUGGCCUCAUAAAGUGCUCAGAUAUACAACAUAACAGAUUGGAUUUCUUCUCUUAAUUUAACAGGUUUUGCGUCUCAUACACCAUGUCUGAUGGCAGCAUACAGGGCGUCACACUUAUUGCAAAGCUUUACAGUUUGUACCCAUCUGUCUCUGCAUUUUUGCUAAAGUAGUCGUCUUCCUUUGAUCUCCAGCUUGCGGUACUGCGUCUGAAUCUUCCUUCGCUCCCUCCUCCCCCACUCCCCUCAUCCUUCCACCAGCUUUCCCCGUGCCCUCCGCAGCUCUAGCCCCAUACCUUGGUAAUUAGAAGGGACCGGAGCCCAGAAGUGAGGCUACCUGAAGAGGGCUGGGAGCCCCACAGGUAUGCGUGCUGGCAGGCUGCAGGGUUACACAACCCUAACUGAGAUCCCAGCCAACAGCGGGCUGCCUGCUCAGUGCCUGGGCUGGGCAUUGCGGGGCACGUUCCUCCUGGGCAUCACAGCGGCCUGCUGCCAGCAGUGGGGAGGCAGAGACGUGUCACGUGGGACGCCCUGCUCAGAAGCUUCUCUUGAGGACGGGUGUUGAAAUAGUUUACUUAGAAACAGGAUUAAAAAAUGGCAUUUCAGAAGGCAGUGAAAGGAACUGUUCUCAUUGGAGGAGGUGCCAUAGCAACAGUUUUUGGCCUCUCUCAAUUUUCUCAGUAUAGAAACAAACACGUCUUCAACCAGUGGCAAUGUAUGAUUCAUGGCACCUUGGUGAAUGUUCAAGCUGCAGAAACAGUGACUGUUCCCAGAAGGAACGAUUUUCCUACAAGAGAAGAGCAGAUUUCAACACUAAAAAACACAUGUGAAUUUGAUGUUCUUAUCAUAGGUGGAGGAGCAACAGGGUGUGGCUGUGCCUUAGAUGCAGUCACUAGAGGACUAAAAACAGCCCUUCUAGAAAGAGAUGAUUUCUCAUCAGGGACCAGCAGCAGGAGUACUAAAUUGAUCCAUGGUGGAGUGAGGUAUCUUCAGAAGGCCAUCAUGAAGUUGGAUUUUGAGCAGUACAAGAUGGUGAAAGAAGCGCUUCAGGAGCGUGCAAACCUUCUUGAAAUUGCUCCUCACCUAUCAGCUCCUUUGCCUAUCAUGCUGCCUGUUUACAAAUGGUGGCAGUUGCCAUACUACUGGAUUGGAAUAAAGCUGUAUGACCUUGUGGCAGGAAGCCAGUGUCUGAAAAGGAGUUAUGUCCUCAGCAAGACAAGAGCCUUGGAGCUCUUUCCAAUGCUGCGCAAAGACAAGCUGGUUGGAGCUAUUGUCUAUUAUGAUGGUCAGCACAACGACGCGCGGAUGAACCUCGCCAUCGCCCUCACCGCUGCCAGGUACGGCGCUGCCACCGCCAAUUACACUGAAGUGCUGCGCCUGCUGAAGAGGACGGAGCCGGGCAGCGGGAAGCAGCGCGUGUGCGGGGCACGCUGCAGGGACGUCCUCACAGGGCAGGAAUUUGAUGUCAAAGCCAAAUGUGUUAUCAAUGCUACGGGACCUUUCACAGACUCGGUGCGCAAAAUGGAUGAUCAGGAAGUACCCAACAUCUGUCAGCCCAGUGCGGGCGUGCACAUCGUGAUGCCGGGUUAUUACAGCCCUGAUAACAUGGGUCUGCUCGACCCAGCCACCAGCGACGGCCGAGUGAUUUUCUUCCUGCCGUGGGAGAAGAUGACUAUUGCAGGGACCACGGACAGCCCCACCGAUGUCACUUCCCAUCCGAUCCCCACAGAAGAAGAUAUAAACUUCAUUCUGAAUGAAGUGCGCAACUACCUUAGUGUUGAUGUAGAAGUGAGAAGAGGAGACGUGUUGGCAGCGUGGAGUGGCAUCCGUCCUCUGGUCACCGACCCCAACUCCAAAGACACGCAGUCGAUAUGCCGGAACCACGUUGUUGCUGUUAGUGACAGUGGCCUUGUCACCAUAGCAGGUGGGAAGUGGACAACGUACCGUGCCAUGGCUCAGGAUACCAUUGAUGCUGCUAUUCAGGCACACAAUCUGCCUGCGAGUUCCAGUAAGACAAUUGGGCUGAUGCUCCAAGGGGCUGAGGACUGGAGCCCCACGCUCUACAUUAGGUUGGUCCAGGACUAUGGACUUGAAAGCGAGGUGGCUCAACAUUUAGCUUCUACAUAUGGUGACAAGGCCUUUGAGGUGGCCAAAAUAGCCCAAGUUACAGGAAAGAGAUGGCCUAUUGUUGGAAAACGUCUUGUGUCUGAAUUUCCUUAUAUUGAAGCUGAGGUCAUCUAUGGUGUGAAAGAGUAUGCCCGCACUGCUGUGGAUAUCAUUUCCCGACGGACUCGCUUGGCCUUCCUAAAUGUGCAGGCUGCUGAGGAAGCUCUGCCAAGGAUUGUAGAUAUAAUGGGGAAAGAACUUAACUGGAAUGAGCAGAAAAAAAAGGAAGAACUUGAAGCUGCGAGGAAAUUCCUGUAUUAUGAAAUGGGCUACAAAGUAAAAUCUGACCAAUUAACAGACAGCUCUGAAAUCACUCUAGUGCCUUCAGAUAUUGAAAGGUACAAGAAGCGAUUCCACAUGUUCGACAAGGACAAGAAAGGGUUUAUUACUAUACUGGAUGUGCAGCGUGUCUUGGAGAGCAUCAGUGUGCAAAUUGAUGAAAAAACACUUCACGAUAUUCUACAUGAAGUAGAUCUGAACAAGAACGGGCAGGUUGAGCUCAUUGAGUUUUUGCAGCUGAUGAGUGCCAUUCAGAAGGGCCACGUCUCCGGCAGCCGGCUGGCCGUGCUGAUGAAGACGGCUGAGGAGAACCUGCGGCAGCGAGCGGUGAUCCCGGUGGACCGCAGCGGCGGGGGGCUGUAGCUCGGCACGGCCCCGCUCCUGCCUGCACCUGCUGACAAACAUUCCAGUGCUCUCGAAUGGCCUUGCUCGUUCAAGGUGACUGGUAUCUGUCCAUCGCCGUAGCUUUUGUAAAAACCCAUGGGUGCGUUUGUUUUCUGUACUAAUGGUUUUGUGUACAGCUCUUACUACUCCGGUAUGUGGCCUUUUGGAUUGGGUAUGCUUUAGACGUAUGAGUUUAUUAACGGAAGUUCUGGAAUACGGUCUGGAAAGACUGGUGCACACACAAGCACACGUGCACGUACUGCCUUGCUCAUUAACUUCUGUAUCACCUUUACCUUUAAACAAAAAAAAAGUGAAUCCUGCCUUUAAAGAGAGCGUUGCAUUGAGAUUUGUGAAUAGGCAUUUAGUAUUUAAAAGCUGCUGAUCUGUCUGCUUCAACAAAGGGCAGCAGAGGCACGGCUGGUGCCUGGGAUUUGAGAUAGCUUCACAAAAGGAGCAAAACUUCCCCUUCCGAGGGUCCCAGGUACAGCAGGGAGCUGCCCUGGUUAGUGACUGGCCUUCCACAGCUGCUUGGCUGCGCUCUCCUGGAGCGUUUAGUUAUUUCAGCAGUACCAGUACUUGGCCAGACACAAGUAUCAGCAGUACAAAGCUGGAAGACAGCACUUCACCCCAUCACCCAAACUAAUUACCCAGCUAGCAGCUAGGGGACAGCUUUCCUUUCUCCCAUACGAAUAAAAACAAGCUUCCUUUAGUCAGUAGCAUCCUUUAGCAGCUGGUGUUUUAUGCUGUAACAUGCUCUGUACUGUUUCCAGGCUGGGACAAAAAAAAACUGGUGAUAUGUAAAAUAUGACUGUUUUUGAUAAC
Messenger RNA from Numida meleagris (helmeted guineafowl), 4367 nucleotides. It is a transcript of the gene GPD2, whose product is annotated as glycerol-3-phosphate dehydrogenase 2. The record is from RefSeq and is a predicted model, not a curated record. The transcript is spliced from 18 exons. NCBI's taxonomy places the organism in Eukaryota, Metazoa, Chordata, Aves, Galliformes, Numididae. Gene Ontology annotation, molecular function: calcium ion binding; glycerol-3-phosphate dehydrogenase (quinone) activity. Gene Ontology annotation, biological process: glycerol-3-phosphate metabolic process. Bases 1311 to 3524 code for a protein of 737 amino acids. Gene Ontology annotation, cellular component: mitochondrion; glycerol-3-phosphate dehydrogenase (FAD) complex.